AUGCGCAGCAUGCACCCCAGGGAAGCAAUCCAUGGCCAUGGUGAAGCAGCUGGCACCCGAGCGAGCCCGUGCUGGUGCGGUGACUCCUGCCCCAGCCCCGGUACCGGGGGCAGAGGGAUGGGUGAGCACAAAAUGAGGCUUCCCCGCUGGUGGGCCCACAGCCAGCACCGCCGGCCGGUUCAGCUGUUCCCCCUCCGGUUGUCCGUGUUUCCGAAGCGUUACCACGCCGCGCGGAGGCGCCCCCGGGGCGGGGUGGGCACCGCCCGCUCCCGGCGCUUCGCUCGGCCCACGCGGGGUUUUCCCCGCGGGGAGGUCCCCGAGGGCAGAGCCCAGCAGCGAGGCGGGGCCGGCCGCCCUCCCGGUAGCGGCGGCGGGAUGCGGCUGCCGGAGCUGUGCCUGGCGCUCCUCUACGCCGCCGGCACCGGAGCCCCGCGGGCAGCCCGGGAGCGGCCGCCGGCCCCGGGAGCGGCCCGCGUGGACCCCCGGCAGGCGUGGAUGCUGCUGGCCGGGAGCCCCGGGAGGAGCAGCGGCGAUCGGGGCCGCGGCGGCACCGGGGCUCGCUCGGCACCGGCGGGCCCCGGCUCUCCGGGAAAAACAACCCCGGCAGCCGCGCAGACCGGCGGCAGCGGGGCCGGCCCGGCCUCCCCCGCCCUGCCCGAGGAGCUGCGGAGGGAGCUGCAGCUCCUGCUCAGAGGCACGGCAAAGAUGUGCAGGACAGCUGGGGAAGGGUGUAAGGAAGAAGAAAGCAGCAAAGGCAGCCCCCGCGCCAGGGCCCAGCGUCGUGUGGAAGCAGCCUUCCAUUGCCAAACCCGUGAAGACAUCGUUGUGGAGAAGAUGUGGCAGGAGCUGGGGCUGUUCUAUAUUCCUGAGAGGGAGGGGAUGUUCCACCGUGGCCCAGGGCUGAACCUGACCAGCGGGCAGUACACAGCCCCCUUUGCAGGAUACUACACCUUCAGCAGCACGCUGCACAUUGCACGCCGGGAGCCGCGGAGGAGGAGGCAGGGAUGCCGAGGGAGCCGCCUGCGGGUGCUGAUCUGUGUGCAGUCCUGCUGCCAGCACAACAGCCAUUUGGAGAGCAUAUCCCAGCUGGAGAGCAGUGGUGACCUUUUCACCAUCUCUGUCACAGGCACCCUGUACCUGCAGGCUGGGCAGUAUGCCUCUGUUUUCGUGGACAACACGGCAGGCUCUCCCCUCACAGUUCAAAGUGGCUCCGAUUUCAGUGCUGUUCUGCUGGGAGUGUGAAGAGGCUGAACCAUGCUGAACCUGUGCCAGGAGCAGCCAGACCCUUCCCUCUGUCAGCCACCAUCAUGAUCAGCACCAAGCCUAAAGAAAACUGUUUGCUCAUGCCGGAAACUACAGUCUGGUCCGACACUGCUCACACUGCAGAACCAGCUAAAGAUGGACAAAAGAUCAUGAUGAUGAUGAUGAUGAUAGUAAUAAAGCAGCCUGACCAGGAUAUAAA
Messenger RNA from Lonchura striata (white-rumped munia), 1462 nucleotides. The record is from RefSeq and is a predicted model, not a curated record. NCBI's taxonomy places the organism in Eukaryota, Metazoa, Chordata, Aves, Passeriformes, Estrildidae.